UCCUCUCCCUACAGCAUGUCCCUCCACUGGCACGGCGUUCUGCAGCGCGGCACGCCGUGGGCGGACGGGCCGGCGAUGGUGACGCAGUGCCCCGUGCGCCCCGGCGGCAACUACACGUACAGGUUCACCGUCGCCGGGCAGGAGGGCACGCUGUGGUGGCACGCCCACGUCUCCUUCCACCGCGCCACCGUCUACGGCGCGCUCGUCAUCAGGCCCCGCGGCGGCGCCGCCGCCUACCCGUUCCCUCGGCCCGACGAGGAGCGCGUCGUCGUCCUCGGCGAGUGGUGGAACGCCACCGUCUACGACAUGGAGCGCAUGGCCUUCCUCACCGGCAUCCCGGCGCCCCACGCCGACGCCUACACCAUCAACGGCAAGCCCGGCGACUUCUACAACUGCUCCGCCGCAAACCAGACGGAGACGUUCGAGGUGAGGCAGAACAGGACGUACUUGCUGCGGAUCAUCAACGCUGGGAUGAACACGCCGUUGUUUUUCAAGGUGGCGAGGCACCGGCUCACCGUCGUCGGCGCGGACGCGUGCUACACCAAGCCGUACAAGACCGGCGUGGUGGUGAUCUCGCCGGGGCAGACGGUGGACGCGGUGAUGGUGGCCAGCGCCGCCGUGGGGAGGUACUACAUGGCGGCGUCGCCCUACGACAGCGCCAUCCCGCAGGGCCCGCCGUUCAGCGACACCACCGCCACGGCCAUCCUGCAGUACGUCGGCGCGCGGCGCAAGACGGCGCGCCCGGUGCUUCCGCGGCGGCCGGCGGUCAACGACACGGCCACCGCGCACCGGUUCUUCUCGGGCAUGACCGCACUUCUCCGCCCCGGUAAGCCGACGGUGCCGCUCGCCGUCGACACCCACAUGUACGUCACCGUCGGCCUCGGCGUCUCCGACUGCCUCCCGGAGCAGCUCCUCUGCAACCGGAGCGCGCCGCCGGUGUUCUCGUCGAGCAUGAACAACGCCUCCUUCGUCACCCCGACGAACACCUCCAUGCUCGAGGCCCAUUUCAAGAACGCGGCGGCCGGCGUCUACACCCGUGACUUCCCCGACACGCCGCCGGUGGUGUUCGACUACACCGGCGACGAGAGCGACAACGCGACGAUGCAGUACACCGCCAAGUCGACCAAGGUAAAGACGCUGCGGUACAACACGACGGUGGAGAUGGUGCUGCAGAACACGCGGCUGAUCGCCAAGGAGAGCCACCCGAUGCACCUCCAUGGCUUCAACUUCUUCAUCCUCGCGCAAGGGUUCGGCAACUAUGACGGGAGCACGGCGGUGGGGAAAUUCAACCUGGUGGACCCGCAGGAGCGCAACACCGUCGCCGUGCCCACCGGCGGCUGGGCCGUCAUCCGCUUCGUCGCCGACAACCCCGGGAUGUGGUACAUGCACUGCCACUUCGACGCCCAUAUUAGCCUAGGGCUGGGCAUGGUUUUCGAGGUUCUCGACGGCCCGACGCCGGAGACGUCGGUGCCGCCGCCGCCGGCGGACCUUCCACGGUGCUGA
Molecule: messenger RNA, 1503 nt
Organism: Oryza brachyantha (malo sina)
Lineage: Eukaryota; Viridiplantae; Streptophyta; Magnoliopsida; Poales; Poaceae
Product: laccase-25
Exons: 4
Coding region: 16-1503 (495 amino acids)
Biological process (GO): lignin catabolic process
Cellular component (GO): apoplast
Molecular function (GO): hydroquinone:oxygen oxidoreductase activity; copper ion binding
Source: RefSeq, a predicted model, not a curated record